Molecule: messenger RNA, 2450 nt
Organism: Suricata suricatta (meerkat)
Lineage: Eukaryota; Metazoa; Chordata; Mammalia; Carnivora; Herpestidae
Gene: FGFRL1
Product: fibroblast growth factor receptor like 1
Exons: 7
Coding region: 117-1643 (508 amino acids)
Cellular component (GO): plasma membrane
Molecular function (GO): fibroblast growth factor receptor activity; fibroblast growth factor binding
Source: RefSeq, a predicted model, not a curated record
CUGCGCGGCCGCGGUGUUGUGUGUCCCGCGGGCAGGGCCCGAGUUACUGGAGCCGGGAAUCCAGACGGGGUUUGGAGACGGGGGGCGGCGGGGGAGGCCGGUCCGGACAGGCCAAGAUGACGCCCAGCCCCACGUUAUUGCUCCUGCUGCCGCCGCUGUUGCUGGGGGCCCUUCCGCCGGCCGCCGCCGCCCGAGGCCCCCCGAGGAUGGCGGACAAGGUGGUCCCCAGGCAGGUGGCCCGUCUGGGCCGCACCGUGCGGUUGCAGUGCCCCGUGGAGGGGGACCCGCCGCCGCUGACCAUGUGGACGAAGGACGGCCGCACAAUCCACGGCGGCUGGAGCCGCUUCCGCGUGCUGCCCCAGGGCCUGAAGGUGAAGGAGGUGGAGCGGGAGGACGCCGGCGCCUACGUGUGCAAGGCCACCAACGGCUUCGGCAGCCUCAGCGUCAACUACACCCUCAUCGUGAUGGAUGACACAGGCCCAGGACGGGAGCGUCUGGGGCACGAUGGCUCCUCGGGGGGCCAGGAGGACCCAGCCAGCAAGCAGUGGGCACGGCCCCGCUUCACGCAGCCCUCCAAGAUGCGGCGCCGGGUGAUCGCGAGGCCCGUGGGCAGCUCUGUGCGGCUCAAGUGUGUGGCCAGCGGGCACCCUCGGCCUGACAUCACGUGGACAAAGGAUGACCAGGCCUUGACGGGCUUGGAGGCCGGCGAGCACAGGAGAAAGAAGUGGACGCUGAGCCUGAAGAACCUGCGUCCCGAGGACAGCGGCAGGUACACGUGCCGCGUGUCGAACCGGGCCGGCGCCAUCAACGCGACCUACAAGGUGGACGUGAUCCAGCGGACGCGCUCCAAGCCCGUCCUCACGGGCACGCACCCCGUGAACACGACAGUGGACUUUGGGGGCACCACGUCCUUCCAGUGCAAAGUGCGCAGUGACGUGAAGCCCGUGAUCCAGUGGCUGAAGCGCGUGGAGUACGGCGCCGAGGGCCGCUACAACUCCACCAUCGACGUGGGCGGCCAGAAGUUCGUGGUGCUGCCCACGGGCGAUGUGUGGUCGCGGCCCGACGGCUCCUACCUCAACAAGCUGCUCAUCGCCCGCGCCCGGCAGGACGACGCGGGCAUGUACAUCUGCCUGGGCGCCAACACCAUGGGCUACAGCUUCCGCAGUGCCUUCCUCACGGUGCUGCCAGACCCCAAGCCGCCAGGGCCGCCCGUGGCCCCCUCCUCCUCGACCUCCAGCUUGCCGUGGCCCGUGGUCAUCGGCAUCCCCGCCGGCGCCGUCUUCAUCCUCGGCACGGUGCUCCUGUGGCUCUGCCAGGCCAAGAAGAAGCCGUGUGCGCCCGUGCCCGCGCCGCCUCUGCCUGCACACCGCCCGCCCGUCACCGCCCGCGACCGCGGCGGGGACAAGGACCUGCCCGUGCCCUCUGCCCUUGGCGCCACCCCUGGCAUGGGGCUGUGUGAGGAGUUGGGGCCCCCGGCAGGUCCCCAACACCUGCUGGGCCCUGGCCCAUCGGCUGGUCCCAGACUUUACCCCAAACUCUACACGGAUGUGCACACGCACACGCACACACACACGCACUCACACACGCACUCUCACGUGGAGGGCAAGGUCCACCAGCACCAGCACAUCCACUACCAGUGCUAGACGGCGGCGCCUCUGGGGCAUGCCAGCCCACUGAGGCUGCAGGUGCCACGGGGGCGGGCACAUGGAGGUCAAGGUGGGCAGGCAGGCUGGGCGGAGGACCCCGGAGGGAGCUGAACCCCAGGCAGGAGGCGCAGCCAGCACCCCAGGGUGCCCACACACCCUCAGACCAGGAUGGCUCGGGGAAGGCCCGCAUUUGUGACUGCGCAGGGUGCGCGUAGCAGCCUGCUCGCUGAUGAAGGAAUCCCUUGGCUCCUGUGAGGAGGAUUUCAUGGGGACCACGGUCAAGCCACCCGUCCCCGUCCCUGGCAGGAGAUCUGAGAGGCGCCCCGGCUUUGUGAACCAAAACCUCCUGCCCCCGCCCCUGCCUGCCGCCCGCGUCCCUGCCCAGGCGUCUGCAGGCAGGUGGCUGUUUUUGCCACCACAUGUCUGGGUGUCUGGGAGCUUCCCCCCCACCCCCCUCCCCGGGACCCUGGGCCGGGAGGUCAGGCAUGGCAGUCCCAGCAGUGUCCCGAGAGGCUGGAGCCCGCCCCGGGGUGACCCUGCCCCGUCCGGCCUCCCACUGCCAGAGAGAAGGGCCCUCGAUAUUUAUAUUUAAGAAAUUAAGAUAAUAUUAAUAAUGCUGGAAGGAAGGUGGCCACAGACCCGGCCUGUCCUCGGGCCAACUGAACGGCCACCUCAGGGCUACACGCCCAUUGCUCCCUGCCGGCGGCAGCCCCAGACCUCUGUAAUUUUAUAUAGAUUUUGAGCUGAAGCUUCGUAUAUUUAAUUUAUUUUGUUAAACAAGAAAAUUUGCAUCCUUUCCUCUAA